This is a messenger RNA of Tigriopus californicus, 715 nucleotides long. RefSeq lists its product as uncharacterized. The record is from RefSeq and is a predicted model, not a curated record. Lineage: Eukaryota; Metazoa; Arthropoda; Copepoda; Harpacticoida; Harpacticidae.
AAUCAAGUGUGCUUAAACACUCGUGCCACAUCCAGUUUGGAUCGUUUUAUUGCUCUCUGAGAUCACGCGAGUCUUGCAAUAGUGUUCACCAAUCGGCUAAUCAUUGCCAAAAUGAUUUUACUCCUGGAUAAAUGUUGCUUUUGCGUGGACUUACGCAUCGGUGUUUACAUCUGGGCUUGGGUGAGUUUUCUCGUCUCUUUGGCUGGAGUGGUGGUAUGUGCCGUGUUCUUUGACCAAGUGAAAGACGAUGAGUACGCCAAACAAGUGUUUAUUGUCAUCUUCAUCUCCCUAAGUAUCCAUGGUUUCAUCAGCAUCCUCCUGGCCACGGGUGUGCGAAAGAGGAAGGGGUCUCUCAUGCGAAUCUACUUCCUUUUGUACCUGAUGUCUUUCAUCAUCCGAGUCUCCUUCAUUUUGGUUAGUGUGGUGGCCUACUUCUGGUGGAUCAGUUUACUUGGAUUAUUAAUUGAUGUUAUUCCACUGUAUAUGUUGGUGGCUGUGGUAUCUCUGUAUCGGGAAUUUUUCUACUCCAAGAAGAACAAGAAGCCCUCUAACAAUGAGAACAAUGUAGAGAAUGAACUGCCACAGGAGAUUCAAUCCGUGUGACUGCUACAUAACCCGUCUCUCUCCCAAGACUACUAUAUAUAUAUACUACGUAUUCCUGACUUGCCAAACUGAGAAUAAUUUCAAUUAAAAUCCUACCGAGGGAAAGAAUCCA